CUCUGCGUAAUCAGGCUGCUCCAGCGCUGCGGCGCACCAAGCCUCACAACACUUUGCUGUUUGAUAAGACUACUUGGAAGAAGAGCGCAAACUACCGUCCUGACCUGCUAGAGGAUCUCAGCUUACUGAGGCUGGACUUUGGGACGGUUCAAGGAGAAAGGACUCUCGCUGUCAUUUUGGAUUUAAACAAUUUUCCUGUGAUAUUAUUUUUUUAACACGAUUGGAAUACUUUUUCUCUCUCGGAUACUUUGCUGGCUUUGUAACUUCAUCGAUCUGUCUUAGUAGUACACUUUUGAAACGCGUCAAGGCGCACGGGAACUUUGUUUUUUGGAAAACAGUGUUUGUAAUCCAGGAUGCCUGAAGUGGAUCUUAGACUUUAGAAGUGCGCGACUCCAUCUCGAGACUUGAGGGAGGUGGAGGGGGGGCACCACCAGCGUGGACAGAGCUCGGACGCGCGCGCAGACUCGCAGCCGGAGCCGCCGCUGUCCUCCUCGCGCGCAGUGCUGAGCGGAGAGCCUCGCGCGCGCCUCCAUAAAUGCCCGGUCCGUCGAAUAGGCUUGAGGCUGGGCAGCAAGAUGAGCUCGUGGGUGCAUCUGCUGCUGCUCGCGCUGCUGGCCGCGUGGCUGCGUUCUGGUGUCGCCAGGGGGGACGCUCUGCCUGCAGCUCUGGUGGAGCUGGUUAGAAACACUCCCAUCUCCUCCAUAGAAGACCUUCAGCUGCUGCUGCUCUCUGACUCCGUAGAUGAGCAGGAUGAGUCUGCAGCCAACGGAGGUCACAGACUGCCACGGAGCCUGGACGCUCAGCCGGCUCAGCAGGCGCUGUGUAAAGUUCGCACUGAGGUGGUGGAGGUCACCCGGGCGAUGCUGGACCGCAGCAACGCUAAUUUCCUGCUAUGGCCUCCAUGCGUGGAGGUGCAGCGCUGCUCCGGCUGCUGCAACACCAAGAGCUUGCAGUGUGUCCCUGUUGUCACACACACCAGAUACCUGCAGGUCUUGAAGAUUGAAUACAUCAAUAAAAGGCCGACGUAUGCCAAAGCGGUGGUGUCGGUCGUGGACCACGUGGAAUGCAGAUGUCAGCUGGCUCCACGCCUCCCGGCGGUCAAGAAAAAGUCCUCUCGCAGGCAGCACAGCCACCUGCAUCGGAACCAGACGCUCAGCCAAGCACCUGUGCAGGAACAGGUGAAGCUGCACCCUAAAGAUGAGCUGCAUCAGCUGGAUGAGCUGAAGCAGAACCAGAGGGCCCAUCUGGAGGACCUGUUGGAGCAGCACUGGAGCUCCAGAGGAGACACUUUCACGCAGCCCGGUGAAGGCUACAGCCUCGCCGAGGAGGACGCGUCUCGCUCUGGAGAGGCUGUGUUCUUUGCUCCGCACUGGGCUCAUAAUUCCACCAGGCUUCUUGGAGCUGAAGAGCAAACAGGGAAGCAGGAGGAUGCAGAGAGGAAGGGUGAGAAAGUCUCAGAGGACAACAAAACUUUCUCCACAGGAGACACUGUUGGUCUGGAGGCCAGGAGGGAGCUGGAAGACAAUGUGGACGGGCUGAAAAAGACUAAAGGGAAAGACAAUACAGAAAACACACACAUACAAACACACAACCAGCAAAGAAAAGAUCCCAUCUUGAAGAGCCACACAAGUGGACUUUAUCAGCAGGUUACUGAAAGCCCUCGAGAAGAUGUCCUGAUUGAGAGGCUUGGAAGCAGAUUCCAACCCACCAAAGAACCAAAUCCAGAACCUAGAAGGAGAGAAAACGAGACUCCAGAGGUGGAGAGGAUUUUACAGAUGGAGGAGGAAAAAUUAGAGGCAGAGAGAAAAGAGCUGCUUCUUCUUCACAAGAGGCUGGACCAGGAGAAGGAGGUGCUGCGACAGCAACAGAACAGAAGAGAGGAGGAGCCUGGAGACGGCCAACACCAUUCUGUAAAAACAGUCACACAGAAACCAGAGACAACAACAACCACCACGCGCAAACCAUCGGCUCCAACAGUGCCUAGACUUCUGCUUCGUCCAAACCACAUAAAGAAACGGAUGAAGAAGAACCGCAAGCGGAUCAGCAAGGCAGCAAUGAGAGCGAUGCUCAUGUAGAACUGAGAGGAUCCCGGAGAAACAGCAAUCAAGGAGCUUUUUGAAGACAAUCCCUUUUGUUCACGUAUUUAUUCAUUUGUCGUUUAACCAGCUCUUCCUGUGAGAUCUUCCCAGUAACACUACUAAUGACUGAUGCUGAACCUGUAACUAUUCCUGGAUGGAGUUCACAGGAGUGGGGAAAAAAGGAUAGAAAAAAGGAUUUUCUCAGGACAAUAAUGCUUGCCUUGACGGCAGAUGUAAGGAAGAAGCACCAAAGGAGACUCAAUGACUGACAAAUUGCAUGAGUGAAGAAGCCCGGCUGUACAACUGUGGAAAAUAGUGCAAUUUCAGAACUCUUCCUGAAUCCUUGUUUAGAUAUCAGCAGAGAGAAGCUGCACUUAAAUGUGUUCACGUCGGGUGUCGGAAAUCAAAACUUUAUUUUAAGCUGAAAUAAAACUAAAUUUGGAGGAAAAAAAUGGUGAAACAGAGACAAAUGUUGGUUUGUAAUUGGAUAACCAUCAAGAUUACCAAAAUAACUAACAACAUAAAUGCUAUGUGUGAUAUCAGUCAUUAGCAUAUUAAUGUGAUGGUCUGUCUUUAACCGUAUGCUUCGUUAUAUGUAACACUGGAACAAAAAAUGUGGUGAGAGGAGUCAAUAGCAUCCAGCCAGAUCUGUGAGAUGUUUGCUACUAUCUUUAUUUAUUUGUCUUUACUGUCACAGUGGAAAUAAUGUCCCAUACAAAUACUGCAAAAAGCAAUGUCGCUCAGAUAAAAGCCACAGAUCUGUUCUGUCCUGGUGGUUGUCAAGAUUAAAGAAAUAAAUAUGCAAAAUUCUCCAUGUCCUACCAGCUCAGGAGAACAUUUGUGGCCAAAAAAAAAAAAGUUUGAGCACAUAUCCCAGUAGGAAUUGCUUUUUCUUCAUUUUUGUCUCUUUUUUUCCCCUCUGUUUUCAUUGCAAAUUGUCCUUCAGAUAAUACAUUCACUCUCUGUAAUCGGACAAUCACAAUCUUUGGUCAUUUACAGCUGGGCUGUCCAGGCCAGGUCCUUGUCAUUUUCCAUCCGUUCUUGCUUUACUUGCAUUUAAUAAACUGAAUCAGCUUUGUUGGGUCAAUCCGGACCUGGAAUCAUGUGGUCAAAAAAA
This is a messenger RNA of Oryzias melastigma (Indian medaka), 3195 nucleotides long. It is a transcript of the gene pdgfbb, whose product is annotated as platelet-derived growth factor beta polypeptide b. The transcript is spliced from 8 exons. The record is from RefSeq and is a predicted model, not a curated record. Lineage: Eukaryota; Metazoa; Chordata; Actinopteri; Beloniformes; Adrianichthyidae. Gene Ontology annotation, molecular function: growth factor activity; platelet-derived growth factor receptor binding. The coding region runs from base 576 to 2075 and encodes 499 amino acids. Gene Ontology annotation, cellular component: membrane. Gene Ontology annotation, biological process: positive regulation of phosphatidylinositol 3-kinase/protein kinase B signal transduction; positive regulation of cell population proliferation; positive regulation of protein autophosphorylation.